Calidris pugnax (ruff) is the source of this 2239-nucleotide messenger RNA. Its product is annotated as sodium- and chloride-dependent betaine transporter-like. Lineage: Eukaryota; Metazoa; Chordata; Aves; Charadriiformes; Scolopacidae. The coding region runs from base 92 to 1915 and encodes 607 amino acids. Gene Ontology annotation, biological process: sodium ion transmembrane transport. The record is from RefSeq and is a predicted model, not a curated record. The transcript is spliced from 15 exons. Gene Ontology annotation, cellular component: membrane.
GGCAUUCAGUGGAUUCCUUGUCUGGACUCCGGUGGGACGGGACAGAACAGGACGGGCUUGCCUUGGGGAGACCUGCUCUGGGUUCAGAGCCAUGACAAGAGCUGUAGCUAAGGAAGGAGAGCCUAAUGGGGCCAUCACAGUUCCUGAAGAGAUAAAAAAGGAAGAAAUGGAAGAGAGAGGCCAGUGGAGCAGCAAAGUGGAGUUUGUGCUGUCUGUGGCCGGGGAGAUCAUUGGUCUGGGUAAUGUGUGGAGGUUCCCAUACCUCUGCUACAAGAAUGGCGGUGGAGCAUUCCUCAUCCCUUACCUCAUCUUCCUCUUCACCUGUGGGAUCCCCGUCUUCUUCCUGGAGACAGCGCUGGGACAGUACACCAACCAGGGAGGGGUCACUGCCUGGAGGAAGAUUUGUCCCAUCUUUGAAGGAAUUGGAUAUGCCACACAAGUCAUCGAGUGCUAUCUGAAUAUCUACUACAUCAUCAUUCUCUCCUGGGCACUCUUCUACCUCUUCAGCUCCUUCACCACAGUGCUACCAUGGGCCAACUGCAAUAACCCCUGGAACUCAGAUCUCUGUGUGGACAUUCUGAAUAGAUCCAGCUGGGACAACAGGACCGUGCCUGCGAACGCCACCUCCCCAAUGAUUGAGUUUUGGGAGAAGCGAGUCCUGGGGCUCACGGAUGGUAUUCACAAACUGGGCACUGUGCGCUGGGAGCUGGCUCUGUGUCUUCUGCUGGCGUGGAUCAUCUGCUACUUCUGCAUCUGGAAAGGGGUCAAGUCCACAGGCAAAGUUGUUUACUUCACCGCCACCUUCCCAUACGUGAUGCUCAUCAUCCUGCUGGUGCGAGGAGUCACGCUGCCGGGUGCUGUCGAGGGGAUCAUCUUCUACCUGAAGCCAGACAUCUCCAGGCUGACAGACCCGCAGGUCUGGAUGGACGCAGGCACUCAGAUCUUCUUCUCUUAUGCCAUUUGCCAGGGGUGCCUGACUGCUCUGGGCAGCUACAACAAAUACACCAACAACUGCUACAGGGAUUGCAUCAUGCUCUGCUUCCUGAACAGUGCCACCAGCUUCGUUGCUGGCUUUGCCAUUUUCUCUGUGCUGGGCUUCAUGGCUCGAGAGCAGGGUGUGCCCAUUGCAGAAGUGGCUGAAUCAGGUCCUGGCCUGGCUUUCAUAGCAUAUCCAACAGCAGUAACGAUGAUGCCUGUGUCUCAGCUCUGGUCCUGCCUCUUCUUCCUCAUGCUGAUCUUCUUGGGACUGGACAGCCAGUUCGUCUGUGUGGAAAGCAUGGUGACAGCUCUUAUUGACUUGUUCCCGGGAGUGUUUCGAAAGAAGGGUCGUCGGGAGCUGCUGAUCCUGGCCAUUGCAGUCAUAUGCUACCUGCUGGGCUUACUGCUGGUCACUGAGGGUGGGAUGUACAUCUUCCAGCUCUUUGACUACUAUGCUGCCAGUGGCACAUGCCUGCUCUUCCUGGCCAUUUUUGAAGUCAUCUGUGUAGGAUGGGUGUAUGGUGCCAACCGCUUCUAUGACAACAUUGAGGACAUGAUUGGUUUCCGGCCGUGGCCCUUGAUCAAGAUAUGCUGGCUGGUGUUCACCCCAGGUCUGUGCUUGGCUGUCUUCCUGUUUUCCCUGAUCAAGUACACACCUUUGAAAUACAACAACACCUACGUGUACCCGUCCUGGGGCUACGUGGUGGGCUGGCUGAUGGCACUCUCCUCCAUGGUCUGCAUUCCUCUCUACGCCAUCUUCAUCCUCCUGAAAACCAAAGGACCCCUGAAGCAGCGGCUGACACAGCUGAUUUCCCCAGCGGAGGACCUGCCUCAGCCGAAGAAGCACAUGGUGGGUCUGUCCGAACUGAAGCGCCAGGGAUGGUCCCCACCCAUCCAGGAGGUUCUCAGCAUCACAGAGAGAGAAACCCACUUCUAAGACACUGGGGAAGUCUCCUUCAUGCCCCGGACUGAUUCACCCUCUCCUUCCCAAAGUGGUUUCUUUUCUCUCCUGGGCUCUUCUCUCCUUCACGCCUGAGACAGAAGCAUCUGGGACACCCGCUCCUUCCAGCCACCUGGUUGCAUCCACAAGGGACAGCCUUUCUUUUGACUCCCUGGGGACAAUUCUCCCUGUCAGCAGCUGGGGAGAGAGCAACACACUUUUGUCAGAAGUACUGAUAUUGGUGGGGAAGAGAAAAACAACGUAUUAACAAAAAAAGAAAAAAGGGGGUCAUGUUUGGAGGAGGAGGAAAGGAAACCACAG